AGGGGCGUCCUCCCCGCUCCGCCGGCGUCCGUUACUUCUGCACGGCGGGCCGAGGGCUGGAGACCUUCCUCCGCCGGGAGCUGCGAGCCCGCCUGGACGCCCAACAGGUAGACUAUAUUUCUGGAAAAGUUUUCUUUACAACCAAUUCCGACUUGACGGUCCUGAGGGAACUGAAAUCUGGAGAACGGCUAUUUUUGCUCUUGAAAAAACAACCCCCCCUCAGUGUUUCUGGAAGUAAAGGAAAAAUAUGUAAUGCAAUGCAGAGGCUUGUAACGGAGGAUCCCAGAUGUUGGUUAGAUGCUGUCUCCGUGUGGAAAAAUCUCCUUAGAUUUGAUGCAAGUGAAGAAAGUCUCGCUCAAGGUUUCAAACGAAAGGCUGGAAGGAUUGCAAAUGUUAUUACUAAAAAAUUAAAGAUGGAGCAAGCGGUAGAGAUGCCAGUCCUCGGUGAAUGCCAGCUGGAAGAGCCAAAAGAAGGAAUGGGACCAGAACACCAAAGCACGCCCACUGAGAAAGGAGACUUUCCCUUCGAAAGGUCGGAAAAUGAGAGCGCGAAAGGAGUGGUGAAUAACGACUCCCCCUUCACCUUCCGAGUGUCUUGUCGCUGCAGUGGGGCAGUAGCAAGGGCAUUCACCUCACAGGAGGUGGGAAGAGUAAUCGGAAUGGCUCUUAUAAAACAAUUUGCGUGGAAAGCGGAUUUAAGGAACCCUGACUUGGAGAUCUUUAUACAUCUUAAUGACGUGUACUCCGUGGUGGGCAUUCCCGUUUUCAGGCUUCCUCUGGCAAGCAGGACUUACAUCAAGACAGCAGGAUUACGAUCUACUGUCGCUUGGGCCAUGGCAUCUCUGGCUGAAAUAAAUGCUGGCUCUCUUGUCCUAGAUCCAAUGUGUGGACUUGGAACAAUCCUUUUGGAAGCCGCAAAAGAAUGGCCAGACGCUAAUUAUUUGGGCACCGACAUCAGUAAUUCACAGCUGCAGGUUGCACGGGACAAUGUGAAUGCCGCAGGCCUGAUGGAUAAAAUUGAGCUUCUUAAAGCCUCUGUGAUAGAAUUGCCAUUCCCGUCGGGAAGUCUUGAUGUUAUUAUUUCUGAUGUUCCCUUUGGGAAAAAGUUCACAUUAGGAAAAGACAUCGAGAGCAUUCUUCAGGAAAUGGAAAGAGUGCUUCGUGUCGGAGGAACUGUCGUCUUGCUCCUCAGCGAAGACCUCCACAGGCACCUGAAAGGUUGCAAAGAAAGCGCCAGCCCUUCGGAUUCCCACGGUGAUAGGACAAGUAAAAUUGAAAAUGGGAAAUAUUUGAAUCCCGAAGGGAAAACUAGAACCCCAGAGAUUAUCUCCUCUUCACCUCAAGACUCAGAACUGAAUCGCAGAGACAUGGUGUCACCGUUGGACAGACUGGUAGUAGAAGAGUGCUAUGGAGUUAGUCUUGGUAAAACAGAGGCCUUCAUCCAUAAGUAUAGGAAGAUACAUCUUCCGGACUGAAGUAGGUUGCUUAAAUUGGGCCUAGUUGCCUGAUCACAACUCGUUAUUCCCAGAGGUACAGUAGUUUAGUCCAGGGAGGAAGAAGCAAUCUUUACUUCCCACAGAGGGGAAUGGGAUUGUCGACUUCAUCAGCCAGUUGCGUUUCCGCUCCCUCCGUCCCUCCCACAUAUACACGCUGAUAAAUACGUCACUGACAGCACUAUCCUCUUCAAAUCUCAAAAUUUAGUCACGGUGAAGAAAGGCUGUCGGUCCCAGGACUAGAACUUCCAGCUUAGUACCGUCUACCAAAAUUGCUAUGGAUAGCAGGCUGGAAUCUUCACUUCAAGAGUUUCCUAGAGUUUUCUAGAGUUUUGCCUGCCAAUGGAAUUCCAUGCUUGUGGGAAGAAUGGCCAUAAUGUCUGGAAAAUGAAGUGGAAAAAUGAGAUCUUAUUGAAGGCCUCGGAAUUUAAAUUUCAUCUUCCGCUUGGAGGAAGUGUCAUUGGCUUUUCAAAGUGUGCUCUCUGAAAACAUGGGGCAAUCUUUGGUUUUACUAGUGGGCAGCUUCAUUCCCUGUCGCUGCUCAGACCUGGAGAGAACUGUGCAGGAAUCAGGGCACAGGUCACACGAGAAACGAGGGCUGUGACAGUUGCACAGGAGCUCACAGGAUGGAGUCAAGCAGGGACAGCGGGUACAGGAGGAUUGUGGGCACUGUCAGAAGGCCAGCAGGACCCUCAGUGGAUUGACGAAUGGCUUGGGCUGAGGAAGCAAAAUAACUUUCUCCCUCAGAAGGCCAGAGACAGUCUGUUCUCUUUCUGUCUCAAUCAAUCAAUCAUAUUUAUUGAACGCUUACU
Molecule: messenger RNA, 2305 nt
Organism: Tachyglossus aculeatus (Australian echidna)
Lineage: Eukaryota; Metazoa; Chordata; Mammalia; Monotremata; Tachyglossidae
Gene: THUMPD2
Product: THUMP domain containing 2
Exons: 10
Coding region: 258-1475 (405 amino acids)
Biological process (GO): tRNA methylation
Molecular function (GO): RNA binding; tRNA (guanine) methyltransferase activity
Source: RefSeq, a predicted model, not a curated record